Molecule: messenger RNA, 324 nt
Organism: Acytostelium subglobosum LB1
Lineage: Eukaryota; Evosea; Eumycetozoa; Acytosteliales; Acytosteliaceae
Exons: 1
Coding region: 1-324 (107 amino acids)
Source: RefSeq, a predicted model, not a curated record
AUGGUCAUUGACGAGCCAGUGUCUUCUGGUGAUGUCAAUGACGAAGACGAUGAGACCAUCUUUGGCCAGCUCCUCAUCAAUCACCCAGAGUCUUCUGGUGAUGUCAACGACGAAGACGACGAGAACUUCUUUGACCAGCUCCUCAGCAACCACUUAAACUACAUAAAUGAGCAAAAGCCUUGCGUAGACGACGACGAGACCUUCAAUGACAAGCUCCUUGCCGCCCACCCCAACUUCUUCGGUGAGCAAGAGUCUGGUAGCGACGACAAGGCCAACUUAAUGGAUACCACCUCUGCAUCCCCAUUAUACUUCACAAUGGAUUAA